AUGUCUACCACGACCACCCUCAGUCAAGUCAUUUCCACUGCAGCGCCCUCGUCAGAAACUCAAUGGCGGGGCAAACUGCGAUUCAUUCCGCCGGGCCAAACACCGACCCCGUCGCCUCACAACUUUCACCUCCCCGCCAUGGCAGAGUUCGGCGAUGUACGGCUCCAAGGACUAAUAGACAUGCGACCUGUGCCCACCAUUGCUGAGCUGGGAAAUGCAAAAGAAGGAACAGCGCAACUCGCCACCCAUGGCUUCACGGCCAUCCGGCACCCGACCACGAUGAAUUCCCCACCGUACAGCCUUACAAGCUGGAAAGAUCCCAAGCUCCUCAAGCAACUGUAUGUCCCCGAGACAGAGGAAAUGGUCAAGCAACUCACUGGGGCCAAAACGGUCAUCACCGAGGCCCUUCUCCUCCGCAGCGCUAUUUGGUCCGAAGCAGAUGCUCUGGCGACGCACGCAGGGCAUGGCGAGGAAGCAGGGGGUGAGGUCAAGCCGGCCGGGAAGAGCCAGGAGGCGAAGGAGCUCGAACUCGGGUUCCCGCAAUUCAUUGGAUUCUCGCCCGAACAUGGCGGCGCUUCUCCGGCUCCCAAAGUCCAUCUCGACUACGCCCCCAACGGUGCGAGGACACAUCUCAGGAAGUAUCACCCUACCAUGACGGCCGUGGCGAAGCCCAUCAUCGAGGCGGAGGAGAAACUCCUUGCCGAGGGAAAGUCCCUUCGCGAAGAGUACGCGGCUUCUGGCCUCGGACCACGAUGGGCACUGUAUUCCAUCUGGCGACCCUUGAAACGUGUGCGACGGGACCCCUUGGCACUCGGCGACGCUCGGACAUUCCUCCAAAGCGAUUACGUGCCUGUUAUCGUGAAGACGCCCAACCUCGGCGUCUCGGAGGAUUCCAAGGAAACGCACGACACAGAGUCCUACCUGGCGCGAUGGUCCAGUGGGCAGAAGUGGUACUUUAUCUCGGAGCAGGAGCCCGAGGAGGUGCUGGUGAUUGGCUUGUUCGAUAGUCAGAGGGAUAAAGAGACAGUCGCUGCGGGGGGGACACUGCACAGUAGCGUGGAUCUCGAGGGGACCGAGAAUGAGGAGGCCAGGGAGAGUAUAGAGUUGAGAUGUCUCGCGAUCUGGUAG
This is a messenger RNA of Cladophialophora yegresii CBS 114405, 1128 nucleotides long. RefSeq lists its product as uncharacterized. The transcript has a single exon. Gene Ontology annotation, molecular function: oxidoreductase activity. Bases 1 to 1128 code for a protein of 375 amino acids. Lineage: Eukaryota; Fungi; Ascomycota; Eurotiomycetes; Chaetothyriales; Herpotrichiellaceae. The record is from RefSeq and is a predicted model, not a curated record.